GAAAAGUAAAUAAUAUUAAAGAUAAUCAUUUAUUAAUUUAGAGCCUAGUCUAAAUUUUGUAACCUAGGCAAGGUUAAUAACAAGCAUUUCAAAGCUUUUUUUAAAAUUACAUAUUAUAUGUCGGACAGAUAUUCUGUAGAAAAUUACGUCUCAUAUAAAAACUUAAGUCUCAGUAUAUAAAUGAACUUUGGACUUUUAUUAAAUAGUUUCAGACUAGGAGUAAUGUCGACUAGGUUGUAAACAAACAAAAAUUUUACUUGGAAAGCUGAAUAGAAAUUAAAAUGUCACUUAAACUAUAUUAUAAUUUAAUGUCUCAACCAUCAAGAGCCUUGUAUAUAUUGCUUAAAACUGCAAAGUGCAAUUUUGAACCAAAAGUACUUAAUUUGACCAAAGGAGAACAUUUUUCAGAAGAAUAUACAGCAAUUAAUAGAUUUCAGAAAGUACCUGUAAUUGAUCAUGAUGGGUUUAUAUUGAGUGAAAGUGUGGCAAUCAUUAAAUAUUUAGCUCGAGAAAAUUUGAUACCAGAUAGUUUAUACCCAAAAGAAAGUAAAUUGCAAGCUCGCGUUGAUGAGUUCUUGGAAUGGCAACAUAUUGAAUUGAGACUUCACUGUGCUAUGUAUUUUAGAACAAAGUAUAUGAACCCAAUUUUGUUUGGUACAAAAUAUGAUGCAAAGACACUUGAGGGAUACACGCACAGGAUGGAGUCAGCAUUGGAGAAGUUUGAAACACAUUGGCUGAAUAAUGGAACUGAAUAUAUAGCUGGCAAUUCUAUCACAGUGGCAGAUCUGCUGGCAGCCUGUGAAAUAGAGCAACCAAGAAUGGCUGGCUACAAUCCGGCAGAUCAUUUUAAGGGUAUUUCUAAAUGGUCUAAGAAGGUUCAAGAGUAUUUCAACCCUCACUACGAUGAAGCGCAUGUUAUUUUGAAUAAAAUUGUUAAUAAACAAGCCAAAUCAGCAGCUAAGUUAUAGAACAUAAGAAUAAUUUUGACAUGUUUAUAAUUUUAUAAUAAUAAGAGAUUGAUUUAUUAUUGUUACAAGACAAGUAAUUUUAUAUUUAAAUAAUUUGCAUUUAAAUUUUUUUAAAUCAAAUGGCUCUUUUAAUAUACAAUUUGUGUUCAAAUUAUUGUAAAAAAAUAAAUAGUUCAGUAACCAAUUUUAAAACUGUGUGAAUAUUGUUGAUACUCGCAAUAAUUAUAUUUUCAGUACUUUUCUCCCCUCCGGGAUAACUUGUUAUCAUUGAUUUAUCAUAGAUUUAUUACAAUAAUUAUUUUUAGACUAAAGCACUAAGAAGCGAAAAAAGUGAGCACAUUUUGUUUGCAUCUUUUUUAUGAGUCUGAAAUUAAUCUUGCUUUUUAAGGGUUUUAAAGGAUUUAAUAAAAAAUAUAUUUGUGUAAUUUUAGUUAUAUUUUUCAAUCCUUUUUAUGAAAAAAAAAAAAAAAAAUAUUUUUUACUAACUG
This is a messenger RNA of Vanessa atalanta (red admiral), 1456 nucleotides long. It is a transcript of the gene GSTt1, whose product is annotated as glutathione S-transferase theta-1-like. NCBI's taxonomy places the organism in Eukaryota, Metazoa, Arthropoda, Insecta, Lepidoptera, Nymphalidae. The coding region runs from base 282 to 968 and encodes 228 amino acids. The record is from RefSeq and is a predicted model, not a curated record. The transcript is spliced from 5 exons. Gene Ontology annotation, molecular function: glutathione transferase activity. Gene Ontology annotation, cellular component: cytoplasm. Gene Ontology annotation, biological process: glutathione metabolic process.